CAGCCUCUCUGAAAUGUAUACAUAAAUCUCAUCAGUAAAUGGUAUUCACAUCAAUUGCAAGCUGCAUAGUACACGAUUAGACAAGUUUAAAAAAGAAAAUCAAAUUCAUUUUAAAGUGUCACGUACUACCGGAAACUGCAUCGCAUCGCAUCUCAUAAUCCAUUUAAACCGGUCUUUAUAUUUAUAAUGGCAUCAAACCGAAUUACAAAUUCCAAUUACAGUCCGGUGAACAGCAAUCAACAGCUAACUAAAGUUCCAAACGGAGUCCAAGUCUUCAAGUCAAAGAUAGACUCUCAAUCGAAUACCUUUCUUUGGGAAAUUAAUGGUAUUGCUGCCAUAUCCAAACAAAAUUUGUGGCGUAUUCCUUCAUGUGAAUUUCAAGUUGGGUUGUCGAAAUGGAAGUUAUCACUGGAUUUGGGGUCCAACGGGAAUAUUUUAUUGGCGAAACCGGAAUUAAUCCACCACCCCACGGAUUCCACAAUCUUCUACACCCUUCGCCUCUACGUAGUGAAUCCUCAGAAUUAUGUAAUUCAUGCAUCGCAAUUCGGCAAGGGGACUAAAAGUAGUCGUUUGGAUCAUCCAAUUUUGCAUGACAAUGGACACCUGGGUACAUGCGAAGUUUUGCGAUUUAGUGAUGGGAUAGUGGACUUGUUUUCAAAUUAUGUAUUUAAUGAUGCCUUGAAAUUUUUGGUGGAGAUGACAGUUUUCGGAAAUAAGCCGUAGUAACUUAAAGCGUAAUAAUUGAUUGGAAUUAACGGAUUUGGAGUCUCAUCUUGAUGCGCUUAUUUUAAGUAUUUACUAGGAUUUUAUAGUUCAGUGACGAUAGAACGCAGUAAUCAAUUUUUAACGCAUUUUUAAUUGCGCAUUUGUAACUUCAUACUAAUGCAUACGUAAUAAUUUUGUCAUAUAUCAUGCAUACAAUGGUAAUAAAUAAUAAAUACUCUUUCUUAUGAGUAAUCUCUCUUUAUGAAA
Messenger RNA from Folsomia candida, 972 nucleotides. RefSeq lists its product as uncharacterized. Bases 187 to 723 code for a protein of 178 amino acids. The transcript is spliced from 3 exons. Lineage: Eukaryota; Metazoa; Arthropoda; Collembola; Entomobryomorpha; Isotomidae. The record is from RefSeq and is a predicted model, not a curated record.